AUGUCUGUUGCCAGCGCUACAGAGGUGCUCACCAUGCCUCCAGAGCCUCUCGACGAGAUGGCUGCUCUGGCCGCCGCUCUGCCUGAGGGCGAAGAGGCAGCUGCCAUGGCUCGCGAGAAGGGCUGGGUCGAGCCUCAGCGCUACAACUACGACGCCUACAACGCCCUCAACCGUGACGACUAUGCCGAUGCCUUGCCGUGGGCGUCUAACUCCGCCAAGUACGAGUGGAAGGAAGAGUAUGGUGAUAUUGGUCCUCCAAACGAAGAGCUGGAGCAGAUGCUCUUCAAGGACGAGUAUAUUCCUCGCGUUGGGAAGUUGCUUGAGAACAUUCGUUCAAUUCAAGUUACCGCAGAGACAACUGAGCGUCCCGAUCCCAUCAAGAGUUUCGAUGAGGCUGGCUUGCAUCCUAUCAUGUUGAACAACAUCAAGCUUUGCGGAUAUGUUGUCCCAACUCCUGUUCAAGCUUACUGUAUUCCCGCUGUCCUGACCGGCCAUGACUUGAUUGCAGUCGCUCAAACUGGUUCUGGAAAAACCGCUGCCUUUUUGAUCCCCGUUUUGUCUAGAUUGAUGGGCAAGGCAAAGAAACUCGCCGCCCCUCGCCCUGACUUGGGCAACGGUUUCAACGAGAGCUUGGAUGCCGUUCGUGCUGAGCCUCUUGUUCUUAUUGUCGUUCCAACCCGUGAGUUGGCCACCCAGAUCUUUGACGAGGCACGCCGUCUCUGCUACCGCUCCAUGUUGCGUCCAUGCGUUAUCUACGGAGGUGGGCCCAGCCGUGACCAGCGCAUUGAGCUCCAGAAGGGUUGUGACAUCCUGAUUGCCACCCCCGGCCGUCUUAUCGACUUCAUGGAUAAGCCUCAUAUCCUUUCUCUCUGCCGUGUUCGUUACACCAUCAUUGAUGAGGCUGAUGAGCUCCUCAAGUCCGACUGGGAGACCGAGUUUACCAAGAUCCUUGCCGGCGGAGAUAUCAACGAAGAUGCUGACCAUCGUUAUAUGAUGUUUUCUGCCACCUUCAACAAGGGUUGUCGUCAGGUUGCUCGCAAGUUCCUGGCCAGCGACUAUGUUCGAAUCCGCAUCGGCCGUGUUGGAAGCACCCAUUUGAACGUUACCCAGCAGCUUGUCUGGGCCGAGGAAAACAUGAAGAAGAAAUGUCUGUAUGAUCUGUUGAUGGCCAUGCCCCCAUCCCGUACCAUCGUGUUUGUCAACAACAAGACCCAGGCGGAUCUCAUCGACGAUUUCUUAUUCAACAUGGGGCUGCCUAGUACCUCCAUCCAUUCGGACCGUACCCAGCGUGAACGUGAAGAUGCCAUUCGUGCCUUCAAGACUGCAAAGUCUCCUAUUUUGAUUGCCACUGCAAUCUCUGCUCGCGGCCUUGACAUCAAGAAUGUCAUGCACGUCGUCAACUACGAUUUGCCUUCUGUCCAGCACGGUGGCAUCGACGAAUACAUCCAUCGCAUUGGUCGUACUGCACGUAUCGGCAACCCCGGUUUAGCUACCUCGUUCUACAACGACAAGAACUCCGACAUUGCCAGCGAUCUAGUCAAGAUCCUCAUUGAAUCCAAGCAAGUCGUUCCCGACUUUUUGCAGAGCGAAUCUCCACCUGAUGGUGUACUCGACUUCAACGAUGACACCGAUGAGGAAGCUGAUAAUGAUGACAAUGCUGGUGGUGACGAUGGCUGGGGCGCGGCUGCUCUUCCGCCACUUGCCCCCGGCUUCGCUGCGGCUGCUAACGCCAACCCUGAGCCUGAGUCUCAAGGUGGUUGGGGUGGUGAUGCUUCCGCUGCUGACUGGUAA
Molecule: messenger RNA, 1791 nt
Organism: Nannizzia gypsea CBS 118893
Lineage: Eukaryota; Fungi; Ascomycota; Eurotiomycetes; Onygenales; Arthrodermataceae
Product: ATP-dependent RNA helicase DED1
Exons: 8
Coding region: 1-1791 (596 amino acids)
Cellular component (GO): nucleus
Molecular function (GO): RNA binding; RNA helicase activity; ATP binding
Source: RefSeq, a predicted model, not a curated record